UUCAGCCACGUCGAAGCACAGGAGCAUGUCAUCGGCUGUCGGUUCCGACGAACAGCCGUGGAAGGAUGUUGUUGACUUUAUGAUCAAGCCUAGCAGUGUUGCUCCACCGGUGGACACAUCUCAAUGGCCUAUUCUUCUGAAAAACUACGACCGUCUUAAUGUACGUACUGGUCAUUACACUCCUCUGCCGUCUGGUUUCUUGCCUCUCAAACGGCCUUUGGCUGAGUAUAUCAGGUAUGGUAUUCUCAAUCUUGAUAAACCAGCGAAUCCUUCGUCGCACGAAGUGGUGGCUUGGAUUAAGCGGAUUCUUCGGGUUGAUAAAACGGGUCAUAGUGGUACUCUCGACCCGAAGGUAACUGGGAACCUGAUUGUGUGCAUUGAUCGAGCCACACGACUUGUGAAGUCGCAACAGGGUGCGGGUAAAGAGUACGUGUGUGUUGCUCGGUUGCAUUCUGCUGUGCCCGAUGUUUCUAAAGUUGCUCGGGCUCUGGAGACGCUCACUGGGGCUGUGUUUCAGAGGCCGCCGUUGAUAUCUGCUGUGAAAAGACAGCUUAGGAUUAGAACUAUAUAUGAAAGCAAGCUUCUUGAGUAUGAUGUUGAUAAACAUUUGGUUGUAUUUUGGAUUUCUUGUGAAGCGGGAACUUAUGUUAGGACGUUGUGUGUACACUUGGGUUUGAUUCUUGGCGUUGGAGGGCACAUGCAGGAACUUAGGAGGGUGAGAUCUGGAAUUUUGGGUGAGAAGGAUAACAUGGUUACAAUGCAUGAUGUGAUGGAUGCCCAAUGGGUUUAUGAUAAUUUCAAGGAUGAAAGCUAUCUGAGGAGGGUAAUUAUGCCUCUUGAGGUGGUUUUGACAAGCUAUAAAAGAUUGGUUGUCAAGGAUUCUGCUGUUAAUGCUAUUUGUUAUGGUGCGAAGUUGAUGAUUCCAGGGUUGUUGAGAUUCGAAAACGAUAUUGGAGUUGGGGAAGAAGUUGUACUUAUGACCACCAAAGGUGAAGCCAUUGCUCUUGGUAUUGCAGAGAUGACUACUGCAGUGAUGGCAACUUGUGACCAUGGUGUUGUUGCAAAGAUCAAAAGGGUUGUGAUGGAUCGAGAUACUUAUCCAAGGAAGUGGGGACUAGGUCCAAGGGCAUCAAUGAAGAAAAAACUUAUUGGGGAAGGGAAGUUGGACAAGCAUGGGAAGCCAAAUGAGAAAACUCCUCAGGAAUGGCUGAGGAAUUUGGUUUUACCCACUGGUGGGGACUCUUUGGUUGCAAGUGUUUUCGCUACCGACACUGCAACUGCUAAGCCUACUGCUGCAGAAGAGACAGGAAAAGAUGGCGGAGGGCGGAAGCGAAAACUAGAUGAAGAAACUGAAGCUGCUCCAGGUAAGAAACUGAAGGCUGAUAAGGCUGAAGAUGUUGAAGAAGAAGUCGGGAAGAAAGAGAAGAAGAAGAAGAAGAAGAAGAAAGACAAAGAGAAGGGUACUGCAGAAGAACCUUCGGAUGAGGAGAAUGUUGAAAAUUCAGAGAAGAAAAAAAAGAAGAAGGACAAAGAAGCUAAAGAAGCUAAAGAAGCAGGUACACCUGAGACAGAAAAGUCCAAGAAGAAAAAGAAAAAGAAAGAUAACGAAUCUGGAAAUGAUGAUUCUCAUAUACAUGCAGCUGAUGUUCAAAAUGGUGAAGCAGAUGGUCAUGUUGAUGGAAGUGAGAAGAAAAAGAAGAAGAAAAAGAAGAAUAAAGAAGAUGCAGAAGAAUAAGAUGAAGGGAUCGGAUUCUACUUUAUAUUUGGGCUGCUCGAUUCUCCAAAUCUUCCUUCCUAUGCCUUCUUGGAUUUAUUUCAUCUUUUGCUAGCUGAUGAUGUUGGUGAUGACAUUUUAAAACUAACAAAUGUUGGAUUAUAAAAGAGCUGGAGACUGGAAGAGCAGGAAUGGCUAUAUACAUCUAUGACAGCAAGAAAAUCAAUGUUGUUUUUGUUUGUAUAUUUUAUGAUGUGAAAUCAAGGUGGCACUUACUAGUUUGCUUAUUCCCAAAUAUGGGUUUUGGUAAUUUUGUUGGUUUUUAGUACAUCUAGAUUUAGAUUUUACACUUCAAGUUUUUCGAUAUUAUAUUUGUUUUCUGCAAACAAUUUAAUUUUUCAUGGCCAAUCAAAGAUUCGAUGAAGGGUCUUGAAGAAUCGCACGUUCUUGUUUGACCAGAUGAUAUUUUGCCUCUAUGAUUAAGUGCUAAAUCUGAGCUAUAUCAUAAUGUCAGCGAACUUAACACAAUUGCUUUGCUUACAAUUUUAACUAUAUAAAUAUAACAAAAUCUAUUAUUGUUCUUAUUCUUAUGAUUGAGGAAUUGCAAUAAAACAAAGAAGACCUCACAAUACAUGGUCAAGGGCAGUGGUAGCGAGAUCGAGAGUGAGAGUAACAUGAGUAUCAACAGCAACAUUUUUACUAGAUAUGUUAUAAUGAGACAGUGAUCGAGAACAAGAGCGAGAGUGCAAAUUAUAUGACCGAGAGAAGUGAGAGCGUGAGUUUAUAGUUUGUAUAUGUACAAGUUAUAAUGAGAACGAUCAAUAAUGAGAGCGAGAUCGAGAGUUUAGAGAGAUUUGUACCAGUAAGCUAUAAUGAGACAGUGGAUAUGAGGAGGUAACUAUCUCUCCAAUCCCAGCAGCACAAUUGAGACCUGGAGAAAAGCUGGUAAGUGUUUUUAUUAUUAUUUGUUUUUUUUUUUUUUUUCAAUCUCUGAAUGUCUUUGCUCAGUCAAGAAUUAUGAGACAUAUGUCUAGGGUCAUUUUUCUGUAAUUAUGGCAUUGGAAGGCAUGCCAAGCAAUUGUGGCUAAGAUGCAAUUGUCAGAUUUUCAUACUUCACUUUACAAAGAUAAUUGCAAUCUUUCUAUGAACGUCUUAGGGAUCGAGUUCUAUAAUAACUGCUUUUUAGAUCUUUUGUUGUUUCUGUCUACUCCUUUUUUAGAUAUAAUGUUCUCACGGUGGUAUUUACUAAUGCUAGACAAGAUUUAUCGAACUUAAGUACUGGGAAUAAGUUCCUAUAUUCUUAUUCACGGUAUAUUAGAUAUUCUUAUUUACGGUAUAUUAGAUAUUCUUAUUUACGGUUCGUUAGAUAUUGUUCUAUAUUAUGAUCUGUCAAGAUAUGUAUAAUAUUGAAGGCAUUUUUAAAAAUGAGAUUGUAUGAGAAUUUUUGCGGACUAUAAAAUAUGGACCACUUUACUAUUCUUUCUACACUCUUGUUUCUUUUAGUUUUACUUGUUUCAGUAGCCACAUUUUAAGUUUUUGAUUCUGCAUGUGUUCUAAAAUUUACUCACAUCUUAUAAUGUAUAUAUAUUUUCUGUUUUCAUUUGCUAUUAGAUCGAAAUAAAGGAGUUGGAUGAUUUUGCUUAAGCUGCUUUUCGUGGAUUCUAAUAAUUGAAUUGUAUACAGAGUCGCAUUUUUGACACUGCUUAUAACACUAAUGAGAAUAUACUAGUGAGCUAUCUCCUUUCUAUUUGUGGAAAGCUGACAUCUUUAAAUUGUACGUAUUAUCUUUCUUGUUCUGGUUGUAUGAUUAUUUCUUUUAGGUCAGCCAUGAUCUCCAUUCUCCGUGAGGUUUGUACUUAGAUGGUUGUAACAGAAAUGCUUUGCUCCUUUGUUUGGAUGUAAUAUUUUGGUCAUUAAUUCAUUUAUGAUGAGUCACACCUAUGGGACAUAAGCCCAUAGCACAGGCCUUUCUGAUAAGGUAUAUGCCUUUACUGAGGUGAUAGCAGUUGGAGAGUUGCAUCUACCCUGAUAUGGUCAUCUUUGUGUUAUAUGAUGUGUUCUUGUAAAUUAUUAUUAUUCUUACUUGAUCAUACUGCUAACAGAAAUGGAGGACAACUAUUUAGAAUAAUUUUUUGCUGAUGGUGUUUUCGUGCUUUUGGGUUACUUUAGUCCUUUCCGGUUGGGUACAUUUUCCAACCAAAAUUUAGAGAAUUAUACGAGUAGCAUUAUGGUCCCGCUAUGUACAGAAAGAUAUUUCUUAAAUUCAUGUGCAUUGAAUGCAUUACGGUUUUGUUUUGAGUUCCAGAUUUCACAGCAUUUCAAGGAUGGAUAUUUGCAUAAAGAUGAAUUUAAGAUAGUUUAUUGCAUAAAGAUGAAUUUAAGAUAGUUUAUUGCAUAAAGAUGAAUUUAAGAUAGUUUAUGUUGCUCCUAUGAAGGUAAAUAGCUUUCAUUCGUUUUUUAAUUUUCUGGGGAGGGUGUUGGCAUGCGAGCUUCUUUUUUUUGUCUGGUGUUGUAUAUUCUAGGCAUUUGCUGCGAGGUCACAUCUACUUUUAGCCAUCGUUUGUCACCCUUGAAUGUUACUGUAAGAGAACUAACUGGAGACAUGCAACUUUUGAAGAAUGAACUUGAAGAAACUCAGAUGAUAGUGACAACACGUUAGAAAUAGGAUGUCAUUGCUCGCAAAAGCAGUGACAUGUCACUGUCGAUGUUGGUGAAACUCUUAAUUAUUGACGAGGUACAUCUUUUAAAUGAUGACCGAGGGCCUGUAAUUGAGGCACUAGUUGCACGAACUCUUCGUCAGGUGGAGUCAACACAAAUAAUGAUACGUAUUGUUGGCCUUUCAGCCACCCUCCCUAAUUACUCGGAGGUUUUCCUUCACUAUGUUCUGAAGAUUCUUUUGUAUGAUUAUCUUUUAGUUGGCCUUCUUGAGCCUCAUUAUUUUUGGCUAGCUGAUUCUAGUCACUCUAUCUGAAUCUAGGUUGCACAGUUUCUUAGAGUGAAUCCAGGAACAGGACUUUUGUUCUUUGAUUCUAGCCGUCCUGUGCCUCUUGCACAACAAUAUAUUGGUAUCAGUGUGCAUAACUUUGCAGCUCGCAAUGACGUGUUAAAUGAAAUAUGCUAUGAGAAGGUUUUUACGUUUAUUUAGGAUCUAUGCCAGAUUCUACUUUGGAAAAGAACUCCACUGAUUUAACAUUUCAGUUCAAAACAUUUGGUGUAAGGUUGUUGAUUCAUUAAAGCAUGGGCAUCAAGCAAUGGUGUUUGUUCAAUCUCGAAAGGACACAGCAAAGACAGCAGAGAAGCUGGUGUCCUGUUCCAUUCUGUUCAUUUGUUGUAUGUUUUGUACUUAAGUUCAUAUGCUUAUCAAGAAGAGUUAUUUUGCACUACAGGAGCAAGCGUUAGAUCACCACAUGUAUGUUAGUAAUUUUUCUUUUGGUUAUGAGAGCUCUAAAAGAUCAUGAAAGGAUUUUGAAUCAUUUUGGCUCCCUGUGGUGCAGAUGCAUUAUAAAUAACCUGAAUUUUUUUUUCUUUAAUCUUCUUCCUUUAUUCAAUUUAUUUAACAAAGGAUUGAUUUGAACCAUUCUUAAAUUAUUAUGCUCUUAUAGAAGAAUAAAUUUAGGGGUUCCACUCUAUAGAAACAAACAUGGAUUGGCUUAAUAUCCGAAGCGGAUCUAGUGAGAAAUUUAUCCAAUCAAAUUAUUCAGAAUACUUAUCAGAAAGGUAUAAUUCUGUGAGUAUUUUUAAUUGUCAGUUUGAGAGAGGCAAGUAGAUCUUGAUUAAUGGAUUUAAGUUGGGAAUCGGUAGAGUUCAUCUUACUCAUUUACAAUGUGCAGAUUUGAUUUUCUUCUGUUCUAUAAGGAAGAUUCUGUUAUCACUCUUAACAAUACUCUAUUCACAUGUAAGGAAAUUUCCAGUCUCAAGAUCAACAGAGCUAGCAUUGAUUAUUUUGAGGAGACCGACAUCUUGAGAUGAGAUAAUUACAUGAACAGCUCGCUGAUGUAUCUUCCUCUAUGGAUGAGAAUAUUAUAUUGGCUAGUGUCGCCAAGCGGUUGCUCUGUUUUCUGUUUUCCGAGGGUUAUGCUGUCUUGUCCUGAGUCAGUUUGUAAAGGUGCGGAGAGAAGUCAGUUUGUAAAGGUGUGGAGAGAAAGUAUACCUCUCAAAUUUGUCACGGGUAGAUACAUUGUAAUUCCAACAGUGUUGUCUAUUCCAAAAUAAAGGUUUCUUAUCACUA
Benincasa hispida (wax gourd) is the source of this 5942-nucleotide messenger RNA. The record is from RefSeq and is a predicted model, not a curated record. NCBI's taxonomy places the organism in Eukaryota, Viridiplantae, Streptophyta, Magnoliopsida, Cucurbitales, Cucurbitaceae.